Neoarius graeffei (lesser salmon catfish) is the source of this 2097-nucleotide messenger RNA. RefSeq names its product epsin 1a (gene epn1a). The transcript has 13 exons. The record is from RefSeq and is a predicted model, not a curated record. Gene Ontology annotation, cellular component: plasma membrane; endosome; clathrin vesicle coat. Lineage: Eukaryota; Metazoa; Chordata; Actinopteri; Siluriformes; Ariidae. Bases 18 to 2015 code for a protein of 665 amino acids. Gene Ontology annotation, molecular function: phospholipid binding; clathrin binding. Gene Ontology annotation, biological process: endocytosis.
CCAGGGUCAGCGUUUGCAUGAUUUCACUGGAACCUGAUAGCCACCCUGUUGCCAUGUCGACCUCAUCGCUAAGGCGACAAGUGAAGAAUAUUGUUCACAAUUACUCUGAAGCAGAGAUUAAGGUCAGGGAAGCAACUUCCAAUGACCCCUGGGGUCCAUCCAGUUCUCUGAUGUCAGAGAUUGCAGAUCUGACUUAUAACGUAGUGGCCUUCUCAGAAAUCAUGAGCAUGGUGUGGAAGAGACUCAAUGACCACGGGAAGAACUGGAGGCAUGUGUAUAAGGCUAUGACACUUAUGGAGUAUCUGAUUAAGACGGGUUCAGAAAGAGUGGCACAGCAAUGCAGGGAAAACAUCUACGCUGUCCAGACACUCAAAGACUUUCAAUACAUAGACAGAGACGGAAAAGACCAGGGUGUAAAUGUACGAGAGAAAGCCAAGCAGCUGGUGACUCUUUUGAAAGAUGAGGAAAGGCUACGGGAAGAGAGGAUCCACGCACUCAAGACCAAAGAGAAGAUGGCACAGACCUCAAGUGCGUCUUCGGCUCCCUCGGCUCCUACUUUAGGACUGCACUCGGGUUCGGGUUCGGAUUCGGACCAGGCGUGGCCACAGAGCUCAGGGGAGGAGGACCUCCAGCUGCAGCUGGCCUUGGCCAUGAGCAAGGAAGAGGCGGAGCAGCCAGUGAGCCUAAUAAAUAAUCAGACUAGUGCUGACCCUCUGGAGGAUGCAGAACUCCGCUACGCGCUCACACUCAGCAAGGAGGCUCACCAAGAGGAGGAGCGUCUGCGCAGGGGAGAUGAUCUAAGGCUGCAGAUGGCCAUCGAGGAGAGCAAGAGGGAGAAAGUCAAACCUGAGGAGUCCUCCCUGAUGGAACUUAGUGCUGUAGACCCGUGGGGAGCUCCUGCAGCUCCAAGCUCCACUGGCCCAUCUCCUCCUCCAGCUGUGACCCCUGCCCCUUCAACAGGACCCUGGGGCCACAGUGACCCCUGGGGGGCAGCGUCCCCUGCCUCUCCUCCCAGUACCGACCCAUGGGGGGGCGGGCCUCCUUCGGUAGCCCCUCCUCCAGAUCCAUGGGGGGAAAGUUCCACAGUGAAUUCUGACCCCUGGGCAUCUACAGCCGUGACCCCUCCUAGUACAGACCCUUGGGCUCCGUCAGUGCCUGCAGCCCCAACCUCACUCUCAGGGUCGUCCGAUCCCUGGGCUGGGGAAGGGGUUGCCCCCACAAGUGAUGCUCUGACCUCUGACCCCUGGAGUGGUCCCACUAAACACACAAAUGGCACAGGAGAUCCAGACAGGAGUGGCUCCACACUAACGGGCAGCGAUGCAGGUGGUGGAGGAAGCACAGGCUCUCCAGUACCGUUUGACCUCUCCUCGCUCGGCUCCUCUCUGCCGGUUCGGAAAACGCCGGAGUCGUUUUUGGGGCCCAACGCAGCGCUGGUGGAUCUGGACUCCCUCGUAUCGUCAAAACCCAAACCCAGAACGACCCCUCCCAGCAUGACUUCAUCUCACAACCCUUUUCUUCAGUCACAGAGCCCCUCACCUGCACCAGGUGUGGCAGUCACUCCAGGCAGCACCAUUUCGAGCCGGGGUGUGUCACCAACGCCGGCGUCCUCUUCGAACCCGUUUGGUGUGACCCCAAUGGCCUCCAUUUCCCCUCAGCCUUCCUCGCUUGGUCUAAGCCAGCUCCGUACCAGUCCCGUUCCUCCUAACCCUAUGCUGAGCCAGAUGCCUCCAAUGGGAAUGGCACAGCCAGGGAUGAGUAUGCCAGGAAUGGGGGUCCCUGUGGUGGCCCCCGGCAUGAGCAUGGGAAUGGUACAGUCCAGUCCGAUGGGAAUGCCUUUCAGUGGAAUUUCUCCGAUGGGCCCUGUGGGAAACUCCAUGCUGAUGGGCUCAGGGGGAGUCACUCAGCCAGCACUGGUUUUGGGUGGCCCAUCGGGAGUAGGCGGGGUUAUGGGUGCUGGAGGAUCUGUGACAGGGGGUGGGGCUACAGGUGCAAGCACCAAUCCGUUUCUUCUCUGAGAAAUUUCACAUCUCCCCUUCUGACCUUUCCACUUGAAAAACUGCCCCAUCAGCACCGUGUGCAACACGAGAGAAUUUGUGC